Folsomia candida is the source of this 1727-nucleotide messenger RNA. RefSeq lists its product as uncharacterized. The record is from RefSeq and is a predicted model, not a curated record. Bases 420 to 1199 code for a protein of 259 amino acids. NCBI's taxonomy places the organism in Eukaryota, Metazoa, Arthropoda, Collembola, Entomobryomorpha, Isotomidae. The transcript has 3 exons.
AACAUUACACAUUUCGUUGUCUGGAUGGACAGUUAAUUUUAACUUUGCUCUGAUCCUGUUAAAUAUUUUUGCAAAAUUUUUCCAUUUUUGCAAUUAAUUUGUAAUAUUAAAACAGUUAACUGUGCUCUGAUUCUCUCAUUAUUGCCAAAUUUUGCAAUUAAUUAGUAACGUAAAAGGAGUUAACUUUGCUCUGAUACUUUAAUUUUUGCAAAAUAUUUGCCAUUUUUGCAAUUUAUUUGUAAUAUUAAAGCAAUUAAGUUUGCUCUGAUCUUCUCACUUUUGCCAAAUUUUUGCCAUUUUUUCAAUUAAUUUGUAACAUAAAAGUAGUUUAACUUUGUCGUCGAUCGUCGAUCGUCUUAAAUAUUUUUGCCAAUUUUUGCCAAUUUUUGCCAAUCUUUGCAAUCAAUUCCUAACAUAAAAUGAUGGCAUAUCCCGAAAAAUAUUAUCCACCUGUAACCCCCCAAUCUGUCCAAGUUUGUUCAAUCCAAUUUUCAAAAACGGAUCGUAUUCGAAUCAAUGGGAUUCCUAAUUUUCCCGAAAAUUUGAUCCCCAUCGUUCGAACGGCGAUUGAGACCGGGUGGACGAAGGGGAUUCAAAGCGAGGGGGAUUUCCAUGGGGCGUAUGAAUUCAAAGUUAGUGGAAAUCCGUGGCUAGGACGAACUGAAGAUGGCGUCAAUGCGAGAAGGCUGCUGUCCUCAAUUCUACUUCACCUGGCCCGAGAGGGAUGGGUCCACUUGCAAAGUUUCGACCCUAGCAAAAAAUCCAACGACAAGGACACCAUGUUCUUUGAGUACCAACAACCGGACCCGGAAGCGCAAAUGUUUGCCAUUAGUUUCAAUGAUACGGACAAAAUCCGACUGAUCGACACCCCAUCGUCCUCCUCCUGGCUGCUCGAUACUUUUCGCGACACUGUAACCUCAUCCUGGCCAAAAGGCGUCCAAGACGAGCGAGACUAUUACGGAUGCAGUGAAAUCAAGUUGAAAGGAAAUCCAUGGUUCACAUCGGACGGGGAACAAAGUAUUGCUGCGAAAUUGCUUUUGUGCCAAUUAAUUGGCGCUUUUCGCAAAAUUGGAUACAAGCUGUACGCCUCCGUCGAUAUUACGGGGCGAUGGGGGAACGCGGCUUCGGGGGGAAAUUCCCCCACAGAAAAUGAUCUAGAUGUCUGGGUUCUUAGGAGAGUGACAUCCAUCUGGUAUUAAAAAUGGCUCGCAGCAAAGUUAUUUUAGUUGCUAUUUUCUGAUUAAAAUUUUAAAAUUUUAAUAAGUUAUGUAAUUUGGGAUUGGGGAUGUCAUACGAAUCACCAAAAUCUUCAAAAUCAAAAUAAAAACAUUUUUGAUCGUUUUUCGACUCUGGGAAUUUAUUUUAAAAUUCUGGAUGACGAAUUUGUAGUCAUUUCCUAUUUUGUUACUAAAAUUUUUAUGAGACACUUCACGUGGUCAGUGGUAAUUCUGUUAAACCAGUAACCUUUGUGGUGUAAAAUAAUUUUACAAACUUUUACCAAAUAAAGAGACGUCCUUGAUCUGGGCAAAUUUAUAAAAAUUUUGAAACUAAUUUUCCUCAGAAAUAUGCAUAAAAGUUUCUAAAUUUACGAAUUUUACCGAGCAUUGCGUGAAAUUGAAAUAUUACAUUUGUAGAUCUAAUUAUACAUAAACGUUCAAUUUAACACUACCGACUUGCAAGUAACACAAUAAAAUAAAAUAUAAUUUUUUCUCGAUUUAUUUACCCAA